AUGUCCCUUUACGAAUUACCAGCUACAUUUUACACCUCCUUGAGCGAGAAGUACCAAGAGGCGCUCAAAACUGGGGCCGUUUUGUAUAAUGGAGAUGCGGCGGUCAACGAAAUUGAGCUGUUUGCGAUUGGAGACAAGAGUGCAAAUGUGCAAUUGACAAUGUUGACAUCUUUGAUGCACAGACCAGAAAAGGGUGAUAGAGAGUCCAAUCCUUUUGAAAAGCCGGAGCCAGAGCUUACGAUUCUUGAGGGGUAUGGACCUAAUCUUGAAUUCAAGCUUGUUUUCAAUAAGUUUCCAGUGAUAUCGAAGCACUUCUUGAUGGUCACACGAGAGUUCAAACACCAAAAUACCCCACUAUCAGAGGAAGAGCUAUCUGCUACAUACAAAAUCUUGACCGAACUAGCCAAGCAAAGCCCGUUAGAUGAGGACUGGUUCGCUUUUUACAACUGUGGACCAGAGAGUGGUGCUUCUCAACCCCAUAAGCAUAUACAAUUUAUGAGGGCUCCUUCACGCAAAGGUUUCAAAUCUUAUGCUGAGCUUCUUUCCCAGAACACUACAUCACCCGCGAAUGCCCAAAAUCCGCUGCAGGACCAGAACAUUCCUUUCGCUCAUUACUUGAUCAGACUAAAUGAAAAUGACAUUGGCGACGAGAGCUUAGCCGUUAGUUUUGCUUCUCUUCUUCAACACACAAUGAAUGUACUCAAAGAGAACGAUCAGCACCACAUUUCUUUCAAUUUCGUCAUGACCACAAAGUAUAUGCUUAUGGUACCAAGGUCAAACUCCAAAUUUGAAGAUAAAUUAGGCAUCAAUGCUUGCGGAGUAUACGGUCUCAUCUUGUGCAAGAAUCAAGAGUUGUUCGACAUGGUGAAGGAAAUUGGUGCAUUGAACGUUUUGAAAAGUGCUGCCAACUUCAUUUUGUCCCGACCAACCUUGUCUAAAAUUGUUACUCCACUUGCUAACAAAUUCACAGCUUAUGCUGGUUACAGAGAGAUGGGAUUAAAAUUCAAUGAUUUACUUAUGGAGGAAACACCUGUUAUGCAAAAAGCCAUCAAGAGAUUACCUCCCUCAUUAAGUUAUUCCAGGAAUUUCAGGAUUCUCACCGCUCAUCAAUUGUCUUUGACUCAACAAAUUCUUCCACCAGGAAAGGCUCUCAAGCCUGAAGAGGACGAUCACUAUUUGAUCCCAUACAUUUUGGAAGCUGAAAAGGAAGCUUUCGAAAAAGCCGAGUUGGAUAACAUCGAAGUCAAAAGUUCUUAG
Messenger RNA from Lodderomyces theae, 1257 nucleotides. RefSeq names its product APA2. The transcript has 3 exons. Gene Ontology annotation, biological process: mitochondrial electron transport, ubiquinol to cytochrome c; nucleotide metabolic process. The coding region runs from base 1 to 1257 and encodes 418 amino acids. Gene Ontology annotation, molecular function: ATP binding; ATP:ADP adenylyltransferase activity. The record is from RefSeq and is a predicted model, not a curated record. Lineage: Eukaryota; Fungi; Ascomycota; Pichiomycetes; Serinales; Debaryomycetaceae.